Babesia bovis T2Bo is the source of this 846-nucleotide messenger RNA. RefSeq lists its product as uncharacterized. Gene Ontology annotation, cellular component: cytoplasm; endoplasmic reticulum membrane. Lineage: Eukaryota; Apicomplexa; Aconoidasida; Piroplasmida; Babesiidae. The transcript is spliced from 4 exons. Gene Ontology annotation, biological process: endoplasmic reticulum calcium ion homeostasis. Bases 254 to 826 code for a protein of 190 amino acids. The record is from RefSeq and is a predicted model, not a curated record. Gene Ontology annotation, molecular function: calcium channel activity.
CAACUUCCGUAAUCAGUCUAUAUUUAAAUAAUCGCAAAUUAAUUUGUGUCAAACCUUAUGCCAAAUGCAAUCUAUGCAAUAGUAACCUCUCGAGUCUAGACCGGACGUUGUAGCAUAGACAAGGAAUCACAACGGCCGCAAUUGUUAACCACGAUUCUAUCGCAACCCUUGAGCAGUAGUACCCGUGUGCUCAAGCCCAAUUGCUAACAAGGAUUCAUAGUUGAGCGGUUUCAUAUUAUAUAACGAAGCUAAAAUGUCCACUACGGAAUUGCCAGCUUUCGACAAGCGUGAUCUUCUGAUCAUAGUCGCAUUCUCAGUGGCAUGCGGAUGCCUCAAAGAGUUGCUGGCAUAUGUAUUUGUAUACAGAAGACCUGGAUUCAAAAAGAAAUUCGAAGAAGUACAGGAACGAUUCGAAGAGUACCACCGCACAUACGUAUUAUUCGAACCACGCACGGCUAACUACAACUGUUUCCAGGAUGUGAAUAAACGCCUACUCGACGCCUCAAACGAUAUACGCGGCUACCAAACAUGGUACAAUCUCAUCAACGGAGCCAUUUUCAUGCUGCUGAUGCUUUUGGUGAUGAGCUAUUUUGAAGGAUGCAUAAUUGCAAAACUGCCGUUUACACCAAUAUGGCCCAUCAGCUUAUUCACACAGGGCGAUGCCACCGGCAGUGAUGUUACCAGCUGCUCAGCAACAUGCCUUUACACAGUUCUGUCCAUGGUAUCAAAGGAUGCAUCGCAAAUGUUCCUAGGAUAUCGAUCACCAGUAACCACAUGGACAGAAAUUAACCUUAAAAGCAUGGCACAACAAGAAAAAUCGUCAUGAUAAAGUUAAUAAAACAAUUG